Coprinopsis cinerea okayama7#130 is the source of this 2070-nucleotide messenger RNA. Its product is annotated as acetyl-CoA acetyltransferase. Gene Ontology annotation, biological process: fatty acid beta-oxidation. The transcript is spliced from 8 exons. Gene Ontology annotation, molecular function: acetyl-CoA C-acetyltransferase activity; ubiquitin-like protein transferase activity. The record is from RefSeq and is a predicted model, not a curated record. The coding region runs from base 1 to 2070 and encodes 689 amino acids. Lineage: Eukaryota; Fungi; Basidiomycota; Agaricomycetes; Agaricales; Psathyrellaceae.
AUGUUCACCCGUCAGCAAUUCGAAGCAGCUUGCAAGUCACUUGCGACGAAAUGGUCCUCAGAAUCACCACUAGACCCGCGCACACACGCCUAUACUGAUUGGGUUUGGCACAACCCGUACCCGUACGGCUAUCUCGCCCGAACGAAGCGAUACGCGCGCACAGCGUCACCUGGUGCAUUUGAGGAGGAACUCGGUCAGGAACUCGGUCAGGAAUUCGGUCAGGAAGAGGUUGUUUGUCAGGAUGAUGUUGCUACAGGAUCUACACCGGGUGAUGUGGAAAGCGUGCUAUCUCAGCAAUUCGUCGUCUUUUCCGCCACUUUUCAGGUUCCUGCUUUUUAUUUCACUGUACAUGAUACGACUGGCGCUCCUUUAUCCCUCGAUAAGUUGCUGGCAAGUCCACUCUUCAAGUUCGAGCUCCCCGAAGGCGCCGCAUCAACAGGGUUCGCUCUAACCCUGCCCAACGCGCCCUUCCCUCUUCUGUCGCAAGGAGAACACCCGUCGCUUGGAACGCCAUGUUGGUACCUACAUCCUUGCGAGACGGAAAGGGCCGUGGAGGAACUGGUCCGGGAAGCAGAGCAGCCGGACUGGACGCCGGAACAUAGACUGGAGCGGUGGUUGGAGUUGUGGUUGAUGGCUGUCGGAGCGGUCCUGAAUCUUGGAGCACCGUGUGUGCAAAAGCACAUGAAAAUGGACCGGAUCAUGACUAGGAAGGGCUGUUAUAAAGUCGGCGACGGCGGUGGGAGUCGCCCUUUACGUCCCUCAGACCACCUCGCUGUGACACAGGACUUAGAUUUUUGUCGUGGCACCAGCCACCACAACUCGCUUUUCUACCCCAUCAUUUACCCGUUCAAUGGCAAGUCAUUCUUUUCCUCCAGCUUCGCAUCCAGUCCUUACGUGCUCUCCCAGUCUAACGAGGUCGUCAUCGUCUCUGCUUCCCGUACCCCUGUUGGCUCCUUCAAUGGUGCCCUCAAGUCCUUCACCGCGCCCCAGCUUGGUUCGAUUGCCUUGAAGCAUGCUCUCGAAUCCAAGAACAUCGACCCUGCCCUCGUUGAGGAGGUCUACUUUGGCAACGUCGUCCAGGCUGGUGUCGGUCAAUCCCCUGCGCGUCAAGUCGCCCUCGGUGCUGGUCUCCGUACUAGCUCGGAUGCGACCACUAUCAACAAGGUUUGCGCCAGUGGAAUGAAGUCCAUCAUGCUUGCUGCCCAGAGUAUCAAGCUUGGUGAGCGUUCCGUGGUCGCAGCAGGUGGUAUGGAAAGCAUGAGCAACGCCCCCUUCCUGCUGCCCCGACAGAACCCUGCAUUCGGCAAGUUCACCACCCGUGAUUCCUUGGAGAACGAUGGCCUCUGGGACGUCUACAACAACUUCGCCAUGGGCAACUGUGGUGAGCACGCUGCUGAGAAGCAUGGUCUCACUCGACAGUCGUUGGAUGAGCAUGCCAUCGAGUCAUACAAGCGUGCUGCACGCGCAUGGAAGGAGGGUGCUUUCGAUGCCGAGGUCGUGCCUGUGACCGUCAAGGGCAAGAAGGGCGAUACCAUUGUUCGUGAGGAUGAAGAAUUCACCCGUGUCAUUUUCGACAAGGUUCCCUCCCUCCGAUCAGCCUUCAAGAACGGUGGUGUCAUCACUGCCGCCAACUCUUCACCUCUGAGCGACGGUGCCUCUGCUUUGAUCCUCAUGUCCGCCGACAAGGCCAAGGAGCUUGGUUUGGCUCCUUUGGCCAAGGUUGUCUCAUGGGCCGAUGCCGGCACUGAGCCCAUCGACUUCCCUGAAGCACCCACUGUCGCCCUCCCCAAGGCUCUCGAGAAGGCCAACCUCACCGUCAACGACAUCUCCCUGUUCGAACUCAACGAAGCCUUCUCCGUUGUCGUCCGAAUUGCCGAGAAGGUCUGCAACAUCGAUCCCGCCAAGAUCAACGUCAAUGGUGGCGCCGUUGCUCUCGGUCAUGCCAUCGGUAACUCUGGCUCUCGUAUCAUUGUUUCUCUCGUCCAUGCGCUCAAGUCCGGUCAAUAUGGUGCCGCUGCUAUUUGCAACGGAGGUGGAGCUGCCUCUGCACUCGUUGUCCAGAAAUUGUAA